CAUUUUUCGCAUUAAUUUUUUCCAGUUUUCAGUUUUUUUAUUGUUAAUCAGUCAGUUCUUCGCUGAACAGGACGGCCCUUGGUUUGACAGCGAAGUAUUAGUAAUUGCUCAUAAAAGGAUUUUAUAGUUUUAAGGUUUUCAACCCUAUUAUUAUCUGUUAUUAUUGCAUUUCUUUCUUCUGAUAUUAGUGAUAUGUGCUACUCUUGGCAUGGGAACGGUGGAACCAGACCCAUCCACUCUUUAUUUUUCUUUGAUAAUCAGUUUGCCCCUUCAGUUUUAAGCAGUAUUUGGCUAUCGAUUUACUGAACUUAUGCGGAUCCGGAUAUGGCAUAAAAGGAUGUCUGGAGUUUUGUAAACUGGUUGAACAACUUGUACAACACCAUGUUGUUACGCCACAGUUUACAGCGUACACGACAGGAGGUGUAAAACUGUAAAUCAGUAAAUGCAGCAAAUGAGUCUGCAAAUCGUUUAACAUGAUGGAACGAGGGCAAGGAAAUGUUGGAGGGUUGUCAUAUCCUAAGUUUGUGGAUCACAGUCAUAUGGAAUCAUAACCUCUUAAGUCUUAUGGUUGGGACAUAGUGCAGUAAUUCAAGCAUGAUUCCACUUGCGUCCGCCUCGUCGCUCCGGAAUGAACAGGAUGGACUGAGCUGGUUAUAUUCCACCAUUGCACCGCCUGGGCCCUUCCACCCAGCCUUUCGAGGCCGUCCUCAUGCACACUCAUCGACGCGAGCCAAGGACUAUGCUGCGUUGCAGAGUUUUGCAGCGUUUUUCAUUUUCUUUUGGUUGGUGGUCAUUGUGUUACAUAGGUGGUGUUGCCGUCACUUCCACUGGUACGAGCAGCAGGUCCGCACCGGAGCCAUUCAGGUCUCUUUUGGCCGCUUGUAUUUGACAUUCCAGCAUUUGAACAGGCCGCUGCAACGUCUGGGCGCAUGGAGUCGUAUUGUGCGUCUGUGGCGAGUGUGGUUUGUUUGUGGCGCUUUGUUAUCUUCCAUCCUGAUCUUGCCGGCCGUACUUUUUCUAUUGUAUUUAUUUCUUUCCCAUUCCUUUCGUAUUUGGCACAAUUAUCACCAAGCUCACGCUAUGCAUUAUGCACCAACUCCUGUUAGUCCUGUGCUAACACCAGGAUCAUCAACUAUAAGCAACUCUGCUUUUUACACGACUACUGCUGCUAGUAUAUCAGCUGGCGGUCCCAGCCUGAUGCCCAUUAUUCCCGGUAUUAAUUUGCCGUUAUCCCAUAUUGUGCCGUUUUUCUGUUCCGUCCUACUGAGCACUGUUGUUCACGAAAUGGGUCACGGCAUUUCAUCCGCAUCCGAACUGACCGAAGUGGGAGGUAUGGGAGUGGCUGUCUUGGGUAUUUUUCCCGCAGCAUUCGUUGUAGUAAAAAAUCUGGAUUCACAAGCUUUAUCUCGUCAGCUAAGAAUUAUGGCCGCCGGAGUUUGGCAUAAUCUCGUUUUGGCGACAAUUGCUGGAACAUUUUUAUGGAGCAUGCCGAUUCUGACCGGUUUGAUGUACACUUCCGGGCGCGGCGUAACCGUCACAGCGGUGCUAGAUUCCCAUGCUGCUUUGGCGAAUCACAGUAUUCCAUUCCAUGUGGGUAUGGAAAUCUACAGCAUCAAUCAGUGUAGUGCAAACAAUAGCCGCGCCCUGGAACGUUGUGCCGUUGCUUACAACAAAGGUGGUUUCUGCUUAAGCGCUGAAGCAAUUAAGAGUGCGCGCGGAGAUUUCAUUCCGCCUGUGAAAUACAAGCAGACACCCAGCGAAUCUUUCCAUACGGAAAAUUCUACAGUGCUAGAGUGUUGCCGGAAUACUUCGUCAUCUCUGUGCUUUUAUAUGCAAACCAAGAUUGCGGAUUACUCCAACCAAACGCGAAGCAUAUCCCCGGAGUGUCUUCAGGUAGAAAAAGUGCGAUACAAACAGCGGUGCAACGUAUCUCUGGAGUGUCGGAUGUGGCCAGCGGAAGAAUGUUAUGUGCCAUAUUUGCUACCCAGUGAGCGAGUUCUGCUUUUCAACACUUCCGCAGGUCCGGUACUAUUUGUGGGCGAUGCUGCUGGUUUGCUACGCGCACUGAGGGUAUCUAAUUAUUCCCAAGCUGAAUCCCUUCUACCGCUGUGGCUGCCGGGAAUUGUGGAAAUUUGGCUGAAAUACAUUGUGUCCGUAUCCUUAGCAUUGGCGAUUUUGAAUGUCGUCCCCUGUGUCGGGCUGGAUGGACAACAUAUCUUCUCUAUUUGGCUCGACGUGCUCUUUGCCAAGCAGUAUCUCCCAGCAGCAUGGACACCACACAGGGUUAGAAUUGGGCAGAUGAUCACUGCUCUGUGCACCUUUCUUUUAUGCGCGGAUGUCUUUCUGGGAUUUGUGUUGUCGUGAGCUGAGUGAUCUCGCAUAUCAAUUUGUAAUGUCGUAUGGAAUUGCGGAGAGCUGCUUGCCAGCAAAAUUGUUAUUAUUGAAACCGGAAAUUCUAGUCAAAUGGUUAUUCCAGGACGCAUCUAUUGAUGCUGACGCUUCUGCCAGUGUGGGACGCAUUGAAUGAAGACUGGCAUGCGAUUUGGGCGGUCUGUUAGGAGCAAAUGAGUGAUGGUGGGGUCGUUGGUCGGCCCAUGGUGGGUCGGUCUGUUGCAGCCGACCUAGCAAUGGUGCCUUAAUGUGAUUAAUAUAAUUUACAACAAGUGUUAUGUGAAGCGAUAUACUGCGCUCUUUUACAUUGGUUUUUCGUUUUGUUAAACCGUCAUUUUUCUUGUAACUUUUCGGAUUGUAAUCUCAUGACCGACUGACGAACCGGUAGAUAAUAAGUAACUGCUUUUUAAUUCUAUAUUUGUGUUAAAUUAUAGUUUAGUUGGACUUGCUGUCGCGGAGAACAACAGUACUCGUAGUA
This is a messenger RNA of Paramacrobiotus metropolitanus, 2869 nucleotides long. RefSeq names its product membrane-bound transcription factor site-2 protease-like. The coding region runs from base 595 to 2364 and encodes 589 amino acids. Gene Ontology annotation, cellular component: cytoplasm; membrane. Lineage: Eukaryota; Metazoa; Tardigrada; Eutardigrada; Parachela; Macrobiotidae. Gene Ontology annotation, molecular function: metalloendopeptidase activity. The transcript is spliced from 5 exons. Gene Ontology annotation, biological process: membrane protein intracellular domain proteolysis; regulation of response to endoplasmic reticulum stress. The record is from RefSeq and is a predicted model, not a curated record.